Pogonomyrmex barbatus (red harvester ant) is the source of this 2225-nucleotide messenger RNA. RefSeq lists its product as uncharacterized. Gene Ontology annotation, molecular function: RNA polymerase II cis-regulatory region sequence-specific DNA binding; DNA-binding transcription factor activity, RNA polymerase II-specific. Gene Ontology annotation, cellular component: nucleus. Gene Ontology annotation, biological process: multicellular organism development; regulation of transcription by RNA polymerase II; neuron differentiation. The record is from RefSeq and is a predicted model, not a curated record. Lineage: Eukaryota; Metazoa; Arthropoda; Insecta; Hymenoptera; Formicidae.
CGAUUCAUUUGAAGGAACAUUUCAGGAGGAGAAGCGGCAUCAUGAAAACACGGCCUGCAAAAGUUCCAUUGUGAUCGGAUCAAGAAAACUUAAGUUUGUCACUGUGCGCGAGGUGAGUGCGUUCGUUUCGGGCAAAAAUGUCGAGUACACUCCCAGAGGCACCAAUGGGUUUGGACUCGUCGGAUUCAGAGGUCAGAUCGAAUCAUCUGAUCUCGCGACUGGAUCAAGACUCGGAGGACGCGGAGAAACGGGAUCAAGCACGAAUGGAAUGCAACAACGCGGACAGCGAUUGCGAGAGCGAUACCAGCGAGGUGUUGAGCGUUGGCAGCGAACCGACGCCAACCAGUGUAGUUGGAGUGCGCGUAUGCGGCUCUAUGAGGUACGACCAGGAAUCCGCGAGUAGCCGGGGCGAGUUCCGCGAUGAGGAAAACACGAGAACGUCGGCAACACCAUCGCCGUCUAGCUCCGCUAGUUGCAACGACCUGUACUAUCAGCGUACGUCUAAUAAUCAUGUUUCGGCACCAAGCCCGCCCGGUUACAGUCAACCACCGUCAUCUCCUACGGCAUCUUCCGUAAGAUCUCCGGCUUCCUCCUCGGCUACCGCCUCAUCCCCGGGUCGGCCAGAAGCCAUACAAGAGGCUAUCGUACCUAGAUACCAAUCCAGUCAUCAGCAACACCUCCUUACCCGAUACUCCUCCAGAGAACCUGAUAUUUCUGACUAUCCAACGCGAGUUCAGCACGGUUUGGGUCACGAAAUUGUAUAUCCCACUGUAGAGAGAUUACAUCGUACACCGAUAAGCGUUCCUCUAGUAACGAGACUUUCGUUGUCACCGCCGUCGGCCAUGACGGUCGCCGGGCUUCAAGCGACGACACCCGUUCUCCAUCCCGCUGCCUGCAGAGAUCCGCGGGAGACUACCUCGUUGAUGCCGCAUCACAGUCAGCAUUUGCAUCAUGCAAACGCCCACACGCAUCUGCACCAGAACUCGCAGGUGCAGCAUAUACCGGCAAAUUCGGUACACCAACACCGGCUUUCGGUCAGCAAACUCUUGCAACGGGAUUCCGGAAGUCCAGCGUCACCCGGUGCCAGGGAAGAGAACGAGAGACGUACCCUGCCCGCCGCGAAUGGCGUGCAAAACAGCAUCGGUACUAGCAAUAACGGUAACCAUCAUAACAACAAUAACAACAACAACAACAAUCUGCAGCAUCAGGCGAGCUUGAAGUUCAGUAUAGAUAAUAUUCUGAAGGCGGACUUUGGCAGGAGGAUCACGGAUCCUAUAUCCCUGAAGAAGUCUCGGCCUAAGAAAGUGUCUUCAAGACCGAUUGAUCUGACGAAGGACUUUUUGGAAUCGUCCUCCGACACUUCCGAGAGGAGCAAUUCGGAGACGACGACGACAACGACGACUAACGCUUCCCCCACCGGUGUUUCGACCGGGAACUCAACAUCCAACUCGACUGGAACGACCGAUCCCGGGAAGAUGUUAUGGCCAGCGUGGGUCUACUGCACCAGAUAUUCGGACAGGCCUUCUUCAGGACGAAAAUCAUCCCGUGUUCCAGGUCCACGUACGAGAAGAGUGAAGAGGACAGACGGACGUGGCGGCGGUACUCCCGAAGAAAAACGUCCCAGGACCGCGUUCAGUGGUGAACAGUUAGCGAGACUAAAGAGGGAAUUCGCGGAGAACCGAUAUCUGACGGAAAGACGGAGACAGCAACUCUCGAGGGAUUUAGGUCUGAAUGAGGCGCAGAUAAAGAUCUGGUUUCAGAACAAGCGGGCGAAAAUCAAAAAGGCCAGUGGUCAGAAAAAUCCCCUGGCGCUUCAGUUGAUGGCACAAGGACUUUACAAUCAUUCAACAGUACCGCUUACUAAAGAGGAAGAGGAACAGGCCGCGGAGCUUCAAGCGAAAUGACGAUUGCAAACUUAAAUAAAUGCUCGAUAAAAUUUAGCUUGCAACUUUGAUCCUUGAAUUUUAUAUUUGACCUCCAAGAAGUUAUCAGCGAAGAUUAAGUCGUCCUUUAUUUAAGUUGAAUUAUUUUGGGCAGAUUUAUUUAGAAAAAUCGUAAAAAAAAAAAAUAGAAUAUGGCUUAAUCAAAUUAUCACGAAAAAUUCUCUCGAGACAUUUCAAAAAACAUUUGACGAUUUUAGAAUUUUAUAAAAUACGGAAUUUUACGAGAUAACAAUAAUUUUGCUUUGACAAGAUAAUAAAGACACUUAUAUAUUUAGGGAAAAA